AUAAAUGACCAGUCAAUAUUAGAUUGUGGCAAUGAUCUACGAUCUCAUGCAUUUACCUGAUUCAGUGAUUUCUUACUUUAAAUACAAACAGUGGUGGCACAGUGACAAUUGGUGUGAUAGUCAUUCUCCGCGUUUUGAGCACCAGCAGAGAUAACACGAGGUUUCUGGAUUUUGUAAUCUGACGAGAGGUUCUUAGCCUUGUAGAGUUGAAAUAACUCACUUGCAAGAUAGAAGCGUUUUGAAACUAAGAAAAGAUCGACGCGUAUAAUAUAAAGAACAAUGGCCACCGUGCAGUCUCCUUCUGACUUAAGCCUGGCGUCGACGCUGCCUGUGAAACAGGAUUCAAACGACUUAGACCUAGUCGCAUUGACAAUGGCCGCGCUACGUUUUGUAAGUCCAUGGUCUGUGGACACCGCAACCAAAUGGUCGACGCGUAUUGUACCUGGGACUCCGGAAGCUAAAGAUCGCGUCAUCACAUUAGCAGAGGUCUCUCUACAUGACACCCCUAAAGAUUGCUGGGUAGUUAUUUACGACAGGGUCUAUGACAUCACCGAUUUUCUUGAUGAGCAUCCUGGUGGAUACGACGUCAUGUUAGAGUAUGCUGGACGUGACGCAAGCACAGCUUUCAGGAGCUCUGGGCACUCUAUUCUAGCUACUAAAGCACUAGAUCGCUUUUUGGUUGGCGAGCUCCCCCUCCAAGAACGCAUGUAUCGUCGACCGGGUGGCAUUCGUCUUAGCGAUAUGCCUGAAUAAUUCGCUAAAAUUCACCCAUAUAAUAUAAGUCACUUUGUUUAAUUAUUCUUUGACACUGUGAAAGAAAUUUAAUUUAAAACUAUUUAAAAUUGUUGUUAGGCUAAGUUAUCGCAAUAUGCUCUUAUCGCUUAAACUUUCUUAUAACAAAUAUAUUACUUAUUUAGUUUAGGUAUUAUUGUUAACAAAGAGACAGUUGUGUUGUGAGAUGUGUGUAUAAAGAUUUUUGCCAGUAUUAUCUGGUACAUUUAUUAAAUUAAGGUAUCAUGUUUUGCAUUUAUUUAGAAUCAUUUAUUUUAAAGACCAUUUCGCACUACAGUAUUAUGUAAAAUAUUUUUUACACUUUAUUUUUACUAAAUGUUUUCUUUCUGUUUACAAUAUAUGUAUU
Molecule: messenger RNA, 1138 nt
Organism: Nymphalis io (European peacock)
Lineage: Eukaryota; Metazoa; Arthropoda; Insecta; Lepidoptera; Nymphalidae
Exons: 3
Coding region: 280-753 (157 amino acids)
Cellular component (GO): membrane; intracellular membrane-bounded organelle
Molecular function (GO): heme binding
Source: RefSeq, a predicted model, not a curated record